CAUCCCCAGCGGAACCGCAUGCCCCAAAAACGAGCAGAAGGCUUUGCCUCCUCCCUCCCUCACUCUCUUCUCUCUUCUCCCCUGUUCCUCGCGAGGAGAAGCAGCAGCGCGUCACCUCUCUCCAAUGCCGGCCUCCUUCUUCCUCCGUGCAACCUGUGCGCUUCUCGGACGCUGCUGACUGCUGAGGCUUCCUUCCUGUGACAAGCCAAGCCUGCGCUCGCGAUGGACGGGUUUUCGAGGGACUUCCUGCGCGGCAUCGGCAAGGGAGACGCGCCGCCACCGGAGCAGAGGCCGGGGCAGCCGAGGGAGGCGAUGGAGGAGGACGUAGAGCUCAGCCUUGAGCUAUCUCUGGGCGGCCUGUUCGGGCCUGCUAGGAAGAGGGACAAGGACAAGCUCCCCCGGCCGUCCUCUGCGGCGGCCAUGAUGACGCCGGUUGAUGUGCCGGCGCCGCCCGCCCACCCGCGGGCGAGCGGGAGCCCUUCCUCUGCCUCUCCGGAAGGUGAUGGGCAGAGAUUCCUAGGCAGUGGCACCCUCAUGAGGACUAGUUCACUCCCUGCUGUCACUGAGGCUGCUGGAAAUGAAGAGUGGAAGAAACGUAAGGAAGCACAGAGUCUGAGGAGACUCGAGGUUAAGAAGAAAAGGAUUGAGAGGAGGAACUCUCUCACUUGCAGCACUUCAAAAGAAGUGACCAGGCAGAUUCCAGAAAAGAUGAAUGCACACACUGACAAAUUAGCAAGUUGUGAUGAAGCUGUUGUGGGCAAUAACGAAAAUCAUAGCAGUGGCAAGCAUCUGGCGAAGGGGAAGGCCCCAAAGCACCAGGCUGCAAUUACAUCACAAGCUAGUUUGUCAGCAAUGAGAAAGAAGCCAAACUCAGCCUUCAAAGGAAAAGCCGUCACUAAGGAGAACAAGUCGUCAUCAUCUGUACCCUCUGGUGAAGCUACAAGUAGCGUGACGGCUGCAAGUCCACCACCGCCUUCGUCGUUGGCUCCCAGAAGAGCAGCAGCCCUUGGUUCCAGGGGAGACGGCAGGGCUGCUGUGCCGCAAGUGCAAAUACCAUGGGGGAACGUGGAAAGGAGGUUGAUGCAGGAGAUGCCGGGCGUGCUCACCAAGGGGCUGCCCAACAAGGUUGAUGGCUUCCUGUAUAAAUACAGGGAAGGAGAUGACAUGAGAAUCGUAUGCCUCUGCCAUGGAAGCUUCCUUACUCCAUCGGAGUUUGUGCAGCACGCCGGAGCCGUCAACGGCGAGGCAGCUAACCCGCUGCAAUACAUUUUCAUCAACCCUACCCCGAACCUGUGAACCCUUCUUCGCCAGCAGACUCGUGCAGCAAGUGUUCUGUAGAGUCAGUCUUCAGUUCAGUCUAGAUUGUGUUUCUGGUGGUGCAGUGCUUACUUAUGCCCGAUUGAAUUGGUGGGCAUUAUGGUAUCGUAACCUGUUGAUAAUGCUGUCAUUAUUUCUAAGUGUGAUAUAGUCCUGCAACUUUUUUU
Messenger RNA from Sorghum bicolor (sorghum), 1484 nucleotides. Its product is annotated as ninja-family protein 3. Gene Ontology annotation, cellular component: nucleus. The transcript has 4 exons. Bases 223 to 1296 code for a protein of 357 amino acids. Gene Ontology annotation, biological process: negative regulation of DNA-templated transcription; signal transduction. The record is from RefSeq and is a predicted model, not a curated record. Lineage: Eukaryota; Viridiplantae; Streptophyta; Magnoliopsida; Poales; Poaceae.